AUGUCCGCCGACUUCUGGGCCUCGUACCUCUCCGGUGCCCUCGGCAUCCUCAUCGGGAACCGCCUCGACGUCCUCAAAGUUCAAGCCCAAGCUGGCCUUGCCUCCGGUCCCUCCUCCACUCCAUACUCACCCUCUGCCACCUCACCACUCCUCCCGCCCUCCCCGGCCUCUCGUACCACCGGACGGCCAGCCAACCUCCAACACCUAACCCAGCAUUUCCGCGGCGCCGCCGCCCCCAUCCUGGGCUAUGGCGCCCUCAACUCGAUCCUCUUCAUGACAUUCAACCGCACGCUCCAGCUCAUGAACCCGGGCCUCUUCGACUACACCAAGCUGGCGGGCUGCUCACUGUCGUCGAUCUGGGCUGCAGGCGCGCUGGGCGGGCUCGCGACCUGGCUAGUCUCCGCGCCGAGCGAGCUGAUCAAGUGUCGCGCGCAGUUGCAGGUGGGUGGGCAAGGGAGCAGUUACGGCGUGUUUCGGGAGGUGGUGCGGGAGGGGGGUGUACGUGCGUUGUUUCGGGGCGGGGUGGUGACGAGUGUGAGGGAUGCGGUGGGGUAUGGGUGGUAUUUCUGGAGUUAUGAGUUGUGUAAGAGGUUUUUGGUUGGGCGGCGGAGUCCGGAUUGGUGGGAGGACUUGAGGGGGUGGGAGGUGUUGUUGGCGGGUGGGAUUGCAGGCGUAGUUACGUGGGGGAGUGUGUAUCCCGCGGAUGCGGUCAAGACAAGGGUGCAGACUCAGCUGGGGCCGGAGCGCAAGGGAGUGUGGCGCGUGGUGAGGGAAGUAUACGCCGAGGGCGGGGUGAGGGCAUUCUACAGGGGGUUGGGGGUGUGUAGUUUGAGGGCUUUCGUGGUUAAUGCUGUCCAGUGGUACGCAUACGAAAACAUGAUGGCCGUACUGAAGGCGCCCGAAUGA
Molecule: messenger RNA, 906 nt
Organism: Cyphellophora europaea CBS 101466
Lineage: Eukaryota; Fungi; Ascomycota; Eurotiomycetes; Chaetothyriales; Cyphellophoraceae
Exons: 2
Coding region: 1-906 (301 amino acids)
Biological process (GO): transport
Molecular function (GO): transmembrane transporter activity
Source: RefSeq, a predicted model, not a curated record